AUGAGAAGUUGGAAUAAAUGGGCUCAAGCAGGAGUAAUUUUUUCUCUGUUCCUACUUUUUAGGCUUCUGGUAACUCGCGAAAGGGUCCCAGAUCAAACGUCUGAUCUGCAAACUUUGUUUCGGCAACCGCGGGUACAACGACAGCGCAAUCCCGAUGCAUCUCUGUCCAGACCGUUUUUGGACAAGAUCAACAAUUAUUGGCUGGUUACCGGCAGCACACAGAUUCGAAAUCUGGGCACGUUACGACUAACUUCGCGCGGCCAACCGGGCCAGCAUGGUGCCAUAGUGUCAAACGGUGCCGGGGAUAACGUGCUGGACGAUUUCGAAACUGUAGUUUGGUUUAGUAUCUCUGGCAAAAAGGGCCAGGGUGUGCGUGGAAAGCGCGACAUGGGUGACGGGAUAGUUUUCAUGAUUACCCCAGAAAAACAAUUCGUGUCGCUCGAUCUGCGGUCUUCAUACGCCAAACAACAAUACGAGCAUAACUCGGGAGGUAUCUUAUACAGCGAUCGAGAGCUUAUGGGCCUGCCACGAAAUCUUCCAGGGCUAGCCGUCGUUGUCGACACUUAUCGAAAUGACCCAAAAACCAAGAUCAAUGCGCCUUUCGCCAAUGUCUUGCUCAACUUAGAUCCACAAAGACACCAUUACGACGCUGCAUCGGACGGUAAAGAAAGCACCGGUUUCUCAUUGGCAGGUCCUUUGAAAUUGAAAAACUCUCUUUUAUCGGGGACGGACGUCAAGCUAAGAAUCAUUUCUUUGGAAAGCAUCGGGUUCUUGAAAAUAGACAUUUCAUAUUCGGACCACGAUAACUGGAUCGAGCUUUACCAAAAGGAUAAGAAUCUUUUUUUGCCCAAAAAUCAAAAAACAGGAGAACGUUACAUUGCAAUAGGUGCUCUAACGGGUGAGCUCACGGAGACUGUGGAAAUUAAACAGGUGGAAACUUCAGAGUUUCAUUGGGACGCACAAAAUGACGAUGAGUUUGAUUUGGCUGAGGAGAUGCAGUUCUUCUUAGCCCAUGAAUAUGGUGAGUUUAUCCACAUCAAGAAAGAUGAGCUCAACGAUUGGGAAUCAGCUAAAGCACAGGGAAAAACGAAUUUGGACCUACACUCCAACAAGCCAUCGUCGUCGUCAACCAUUUCUCUCUUGAAAUGGUCAUGCAUUAUUAUCACUUUAUAUGGUCUUUCGCUCACAUUGCGGAUUGCAUUGAAGCGCAUACACAUUCUACGGGCCAAAAAACGUCCGCGGAACAUUUUGGGUUGA
Messenger RNA from Lachancea lanzarotensis, 1257 nucleotides. RefSeq names its product LALA0S12e00562g1_1 (gene UIP5). The coding region runs from base 1 to 1257 and encodes 418 amino acids. Gene Ontology annotation, biological process: Golgi organization; endoplasmic reticulum to Golgi vesicle-mediated transport; endoplasmic reticulum organization. NCBI's taxonomy places the organism in Eukaryota, Fungi, Ascomycota, Saccharomycetes, Saccharomycetales, Saccharomycetaceae. The record is from RefSeq and is a predicted model, not a curated record. The transcript has a single exon. Gene Ontology annotation, cellular component: Golgi membrane; endoplasmic reticulum-Golgi intermediate compartment; endoplasmic reticulum membrane. Gene Ontology annotation, molecular function: D-mannose binding.